GCCUGAUCUUGAUCUUCGACGUCUCCUCGCUAUAUAAAACCCUACUAAAUCUCUAUUAUAUCUUGUUCUGCUUAGUGGCAAAGAUGGCAAAGAAGAUACCUGGAAAGGAUUUGUCCAAAGCAGCGGCGAAGGCUGCCAAAAAAGCGAAGGCCCAGCAGAAAGUCGAGCGGAAGGAGAAGAAGAAAACAGGAAAGACGAGGGAGGAGGAGCAAGAUACUGAGGAUUUGGAGGAGAUCCUCGAUAAAUAGAUGCAAAGAGAAUGGGAAGAAGCGCACCGGGUUAUUGAGGAGCUUGUGGAAGGCCCACCGAGUCGACGAGCAAAUGCGACGCUCACGCCGUGCCCGAGCGGGAACUAUCUGUGGUGUAUUGGAGGAGAGUUUUUUAGUGAUGACGGGAAAGCGUAUUUCUAUAACGAUGUCUUCAGAUAUUCGCCGGAAAAGGAUGAGUGGCGAAGGUUUGUAUCUCCUACAUGCCCAGGCCCUCGCUCAGCUCACGCAGUUGUCGCAUCCCCUGCGGGCGGAGGAAAACUCUAUCUUUUCGGCGGCGAAUUCUCUUCGCUAUACCAAAACUCCUUCCAUCAUUAUCGUGAUUUCUGGUGCUUCGACAUAUCAACACAUUCAUGGGAUCGGAUAGAAACAAAGGUUAGGCCGACGGCACGGUCGGGACACCGUAUGGCAAUGUGGAAACACUAUGCUGUCCUUUUCGGCGGGUUCUAUGACCCUGGAUUGCGCACGAACUACCUGGACGACCUCUGGCUGUUCGACACACAGGACUACAAGUGGCGGAAAGCUGAGUUCAAGGAAGCCGAGCGGAAGCCAUCACCGCGUAGUGGCUUCUCAUUUCUACCUACAGCUGAUGGCAUCUUGUUGCACGGCGGGUACUGCAAGGAAUAUCACAAGGGCAGCCGCCCAGUUGGUAUAAUGCUCGACGACACGUGGUUCCUCCGGAUGGCACUCAAUGAAGCAAAAGACGGAAAGGCGCCAGCCGAGCCUGUCACAAUGAAAUGGGAGCGACGAAAACGGUCCUCUACAGCCUUCGCGCCGUCGCUCCGGUCGGGAUGCAGCAUGGCUCUCUGGGUGGCGAAGAAUAUGGGUAUACUGUUCGGUGGUGUAACAGAUGAGGACACGAGCGAGGAGACGCUGGAGAGCGUGUUCCACAACGAUCUAUAUGGUUAUCAGAUCGCUGGGAACGGACGUUGGGUAUCGAUGAUGCUCAAGCAGCCUAAAAAGAAGGGUGGAGCAAAUGCGAAGAAGCAAAAACCAGCCCUAGCUCCUGUUCGGGCUCCUUCGGGCGAUGAGGAUGAGUCCAACAGUGACGCUGAAUUAUCCAUUGAAGAGGAGAAUAAGAAGUCGCGCGUCCCUCUUCCUGCCUCCGCUGUCAGGGAUACAGACACCGAUAUCGAUCCAGAUGAUCCGGAACUCACGAAGCCAAUGCCUCGAUACAAUGCGAUGCUAGCAGUAUUACGAAACACGUUGUACCUUUAUGGAGGCAUCUUCGAACGUGGUUCACGCGAAUAUACGCUGGACGACUUCUAUCUGCUGCAGUUGGACAAGUUGGAUCGCUAUGUCUGCCUUAAGGAUAGCGGGAUCACUAUCACCGCUGAAGGUGAUGAGGAGAGUAGCGACGAGGAUGAGGAUGAGGAUGAAGAUGAGGGGGAGGAUGAUGAGGACAAGAGAGAGGACGAGCAGAGCAAGCCAGAAGAGCCAGCUGCUUCUGUAUCAAUUUCCAACGAGUGCGAUGAAGAUGACAAAGAAAAGAUCGAGCAUCCGAUAACCCAAGAUGAGAAGGAUGCCCUCCGUUUGGAAGCUACUGCAUUCAUGGGAGUUGCCAAGGACACGACACGUUCUGCGGAAGACAUCAUCAGCACCCCACUUCCGGGCGAGACUUUGUCCAUGUUCUAUGCUCGUUCUCGAGAGUACUGGAAAGGAAAAGCCCAUGGCACCAGCAAAAAUCGAGGCAAACAGCUUCGGAGGGAUGGGUUUGCAAUGGCGCAGGAGCGGUAUGCUUCGUACGAGCCGAUUUUGCGGGAGGUGGAGAAGAUUUUGGCGGAGGCCGGGUUGGACGAGGAGGAGAUGAGGAAAGGUGCAGCAGCAGGCCCUGGGGAACAGAGUGGGCAAAGUCGCAACAGAAGAUGAUAUAUUAAACGAGUACUUUGUAUCUUUUUUUAAAUCUGCACACUUCCUAUAAUGGCAACGAGAUG
This is a messenger RNA of Laetiporus sulphureus 93-53, 2200 nucleotides long. Its product is annotated as galactose oxidase. The transcript has 16 exons. Gene Ontology annotation, molecular function: protein binding. The coding region runs from base 249 to 2135 and encodes 628 amino acids. NCBI's taxonomy places the organism in Eukaryota, Fungi, Basidiomycota, Agaricomycetes, Polyporales, Laetiporaceae. The record is from RefSeq and is a predicted model, not a curated record.